AAAUCUCACUAUCGAUCGUCGACAACGAUUUUGAGUCUUUCUCCGAAGUCGCCGGAAUCGUAUUCGCCGAGCCAAGUGUCGCAUAGAAACUGUCAUCUCCGGCGAGAGACUGAUCUCUGGGAUUGUUUCAGGACUCUUAGGAUGCUCGAUUUACACUACAAAGAAUGCUACUUUCUCAUCUGUCUUCUCGUCUUCAUAAAUUUUGUGCCUUGUUACAGCGAUGAGAGACUGUUUGAUGGAAAAAUUUUAUAUGCUGGGAAGGAACUAUGGAAGGAGACUCUGCCAUUGAAAUCUGGAUCUCGAGUUUACAAAUUACAAGAGCUGAAGUCAAAUUCUUGGUAUGAAGUCAAGAUAUCGUACCCAGCUUCUAUACCGGCUUUGUUUACGCUGCAACUACUAAAGAACGGUGUAAUGGGUUUGAAGCUUAACCAUAUGAGGAGAUUGCUAAACACUGAGAAGUUGAUCUUCAAAACGGAAAGUCUUGAAGAAGUUGAUAACGAGGACGGAUUGUAUGUUUUGGUGACUGUGGAACCUGAAGGAAUCGUGGCUAUACCAAAUUCCAAAGAACGGGCGUCUAUCAUUUAUAACAUAGUUUGUGAAGAACAGCUCUUAGGCAUCCCUUACUCAAGCUGGUCAGUGGUGGUUUUAGUAGUGUUGUGUCUGGUGGUCGCGUUGAUUCUUCCCCGGUUUCUCCCAUCUUAUCUUCUAAUCAAAGAUGUAGAUCGUGAUCGUUAAGAAGAAGCAUGGGCCAUUUCGAUGCAAAAUAGAGCAAAGAGGAGUAAAUAAGUCUACAUGUUUUCGAGUGAUUUGUAUUGUAUAUAUAUAGUUAGUACUUAGUAGUAGAUCGAUGGUCUAUUAACGCUUAUCCAUUUGCGUUUCUAUCCAAACAUUCCACAAGAUGAAUGUACACCGUAUUAUUAUC
This is a messenger RNA of Arabidopsis lyrata subsp. lyrata, 922 nucleotides long. RefSeq lists its product as uncharacterized. The coding region runs from base 142 to 735 and encodes 197 amino acids. The record is from RefSeq and is a predicted model, not a curated record. NCBI's taxonomy places the organism in Eukaryota, Viridiplantae, Streptophyta, Magnoliopsida, Brassicales, Brassicaceae. The transcript is spliced from 7 exons.